AUGAAGGCCAAUAAUCUAUCGGAAUUUCUCUUGAGCAGAGAAACAGGAUCUAUUCCAAGCCAUAUCACAACACAGCGAUUCCCAAUGAGGUCAUCAUGGACUCCGAAAGUAAUUUCUAUUCAGUUAAUCUUUCCUCAUAUGGACGUAACGAAUUCUGUGAUAUGAAUCAAAGGAAGAGAAAAUUAUACCAUUUCACUUAAUAAAAGUGGCAAGGCUGUCUACCGAACAAUUUUGCCAUUAUCUCCUCCAAUUAUGCUUUCACAACCAAAUGAGCAUGUUUACAAGGUGUGUUUAUCAUCGAAAGGGGCUUUUCUUAUUCUCAAACGCAACAAUGAAAGGUACUUGCAAUUCUUCACAAUUUCAGAUGAAAGCUUGAAAAAUGGGUCACUAACACGAGUAAGAGUCCUUGAAAAAUUAGUUAUUGAGUUUCGAAGUUACGAAGAAAUCGACUACGAACGGCAGAUAUUAUCAGUGAAAGUGGGAAAUAGAUAUCAAUUAUGGAGUCUUGAGUCCGAGGAAAUCAUCUUGGAUUACCCACUUCCUCCAAGUACAAAAAUAAGGUAUUAUAAGGGAUACCUUAUUCUUUGCAGCCAAGAAGAAAGAGGCCUGAAAUUCACAGUAAGGAAUAUUGACAACAGCGAGAUGUACUUGGUAAGAAUCAUGGGAGGCAGCAACGUCUACCACUUUGAAGUAUGCCGAAACUGACUUGUAGUCAGUAUGAAAGAGCAUCAUAUUCAGCUAAUAAAUCUCAUAACCAAAGAAACUAUGCUGCAUUUAUUAAAUGUUUCCUAUUUGAAGGGAAAAAAAUUGCACUAUUGACAAAUUUCUUAUUUCUUUCUUUCAGCUGAUUACUGUAUAAAUGAAUCAAGAAAGGCGAUGUGACACAAUAUUAUGAAAUCGACUGUGAGGACGACAGUUUGCUGACUUUCAGCGAUGGCUCUGCAGUCUUGAUCUCUAAUCCUGACAUAGACUUUACAUUGGGGUCUCCGAACAGCAUGUAUGUAGAUAUUGAAGGCAUGCUUCUUGCUUUCAGUAAUGACACAAGUGCGAUAAGAGUAUUAGAUCUGAAGACCUCAAAAAUUAUAAACUCAAUUGAAGUCAAAAAAAGAGGCGAAGUCACUUGUAUUGGCCUUAAUGAUGAAACUCAGCAAAUUUUCGUUGGUUUAAAAUCUGGGAAGAUCUGCUUGCUAGAUUAAAACAUUAGAGAUGAAUAGGCACUGAGCCCAUAUUGUUCUAAAUUAUAAUUCUAUGAUGCAAUUAAUCUUAAUUAGCAUAG
This is a messenger RNA of Blepharisma stoltei, 1276 nucleotides long. Lineage: Eukaryota; Ciliophora; Heterotrichea; Heterotrichida; Blepharismidae. The record is from the annotation of a GenBank genome assembly.